Molecule: messenger RNA, 1833 nt
Organism: Lates calcarifer (barramundi perch)
Lineage: Eukaryota; Metazoa; Chordata; Actinopteri; Centropomidae
Exons: 5
Coding region: 92-760 (222 amino acids)
Biological process (GO): adaptive immune response
Cellular component (GO): membrane
Molecular function (GO): signaling receptor activity
Source: RefSeq, a predicted model, not a curated record
UUGCUGUUUGAAUAUGUGGGUGAAAACUAACACACACUUCCUACUGCAGAGUUAGAACUCCAGUCAUCUUUGUGUAACAGUCACUGUCAGCAUGUCUGCUGUCUGGCUAAAGCUUAUAACCAUCCUUUGUCUCUCCUGCACAGCCCAGGGUGACCCAGGAAACGGUGGGGUGGUGUGGAGUGAAGUUGGACAAGCCAUUACCAUCCAGUGCCAGUCCUCUGAAACACUCCAAGACAGCCUGACUUUGACGAAGGGACUCAAUGAGGAGGUUGAAGCUGUUUUUGUGGACCGUACAACACAAAACUUUAAAAUUGCUGAUCCAUUCAAAGGCAGACUUCAGUUAAAUAACCGAUUUCCUACAGUGGACAUUCGCAUCAAGAACUUGACCUCUAAUGACACUGGACCCUACUGGUGUGUGUACAAAAGGUUUGACACGCAAUCCGCUCAGAUCAUAACAUCAAAAGGCCAAGGAUCUGUGCUCCUGGUGGUGACAGAUGCAGCUUCAGCAGCCCUGUCUCCCCGUCCCCAUAACUCCAAUGAACCGGCCUUACUCCCAGGAGACAAUGAGGGGUGUGAAUCACCAAAUCAGAAUCUGGUCCUGGUGUGUGUUGUGAUCUCGGCUGCUGUGCUGCUCGGCAUCAUCCUUUGCAUCCUCGCACUGAUCUUAGUCAAGACCAAGAUUCUGCGUACCAGAGAGAAACCGAGACGAGUCACCAACAAUGAUGUUUAUGAGGACAUGCGAGGCACACUCAGACGCUGAGGAUGUCAACCUGCAAGCAGCCAACCAACCUGAAACUCUGCACCACUGAGGUACAAGUGAUGCAUGUGAAGCAAUGUAGCAAGUCAGCGUCUCUGCAGACAUACUCUCAUAUUUCCUAAGGCCUUAUCUGGUUGUAAGUAAGCGAAAGACAGUUAAGACAAUAAGGUGCCUGAUUUUCAGAAAUCUACAAGAUGAGAACACCUGGCUCCUCACUGAAGAUUAUAAAUGGUUUGGCAGAGUGUGUGGAAUUAUAUAACACAACUUUGAAAGUAGUAGAGAGGCACAAAUUUGGCUUGUGUGAGUGGAAAAAACAACCAUCUGACAAGUUUAUUCUUGUACCUUUUGUAUGUAUUAGUUAAUGUAUAUAAAAAAUGUCGUAUUGAUAAUUGUAAGGUUCAUUUGAAUCAGGAUGUAAAGUUUAUGUUUUCUUAAUUUUUACUUAACUUGUUAUUUCCUUGAUUUUAAAGGUGUUCCAUAUAAAAUUUGAAUGUGAACUGAUUUCAGAUCAUUUCUGAUUUCAGAUCACUGAGCAUCCUGGUUUUCCGAAAACACAUUUCACCAAGUAAUAUAAAGGUGACUGUGUUAAACAUGGCUACACGUUGCACAGAUUUAUAGUUUUAUGUAUCAAGAUGACAAAUUAUAGGAAUCGUUUCUACAAUACAAAAUAACAGAGGCAGGCUGUCCACUGUAGUAAUAGUGUGAAUUUACAUUGUUUACUAAAAAGAAAAGUUUGGUCAGUAAUUUCUAAGUGUAAGUGAUUGAUUUACCAAAAUAUUUCAAACCAGUGUGGACCACAUUAAAAUGGAUGACCCUGUAUGAACUCUGUAAGGUCAAGGUGUGAAUCAGACACAUGGUUUGGGUCACAACAACAAACAAGCUAUAUCAAUAAUACUUCUACUGUUAGCAUAAUUAUUUUGUGGCUAGUCUGUGGUUCAAAUUUUUACACUGCUUCAGCCACCAACAUCCCACAUCAAAUCAGUCCAAUUAUCUCUGUGGUUUUUGAAGUUAAUUCAUUAAACCUUGAAUGUAGUGAAGUGUUUUUAACUUAAAUAAAAUCCUGUUGUUCUUUUUUU